Molecule: messenger RNA, 611 nt
Organism: Stylophora pistillata
Lineage: Eukaryota; Metazoa; Cnidaria; Anthozoa; Scleractinia; Pocilloporidae
Product: phospholipase A2 A2-actitoxin-Cgg2a-like
Biological process (GO): arachidonate secretion; phospholipid metabolic process; lipid catabolic process
Molecular function (GO): calcium ion binding; A2-type glycerophospholipase activity
Source: RefSeq, a predicted model, not a curated record
AAAUAAGGAAAAUAUAAUAAUCAAAUUUUUUAGUUAAAUCAGAGCAGAGGAAGCAACACAUUGAGAUUGAAAAUUUCUCUUAAAAUCCUUACAAGAACUAAAGUUAAGCUAUGGGAAGCAACUCACUUUUGCUUUGGCCAAUACUGUUGGGAGUCAUUGCAAGUGGAGACGGUAAUGACAGUGCCACCAAAAGAAACAUUAUCAAUUUUGGCUUGUUGGUUUAUAAGUUCACUGAGAGAAAUCCCAUCGAUUUCAAUGGUUAUGGCUGCUUUUGUGGACUUGGUGGGAAGGGCAAACCUGUGGAUGAUUUAGACAGGUGUUGUGAAGCCCAUGAUAACUGCUACAGUAAAAUUAUGCAUUCAGAGGACUGCCCAUAUGAGAAGGCUGUGUACCUUAUGAGCUAUUCAGUAACCAAAGACGAUGAAAAAACGGAAUGCGAACCGGCUUCAUCAUAUUUCAUAUAUGGUAAAUGUCGCAACCUUGUGUGCAAAUGUGAUUUGAUCGCUGCCCGAUGCUUCGCAAAGAGUCCCUACCAGAAGAAGUAUAAAAAUCAUCCACAGGAAAAAUGCGUGGAAGCUGAAGGGCGAUAAACUAGCUGUAGAAUCAUAAGU